Messenger RNA from Punica granatum (pomegranate), 2250 nucleotides. Lineage: Eukaryota; Viridiplantae; Streptophyta; Magnoliopsida; Myrtales; Lythraceae. The record is from RefSeq and is a predicted model, not a curated record.
UUCCCCCUAUAAAAGCUCACCGCUUCCUGUCCCUGUCCAUCUAUCUCUCUCCCUCUCUCUCUCUCUCUCUCUCGGAAGCUCCAAAAAACCUCCUUAACUCUGAAGGAAACCUUUCCUUUCAUGGAGGAAGCUCUCUGCCUCAUAAAGUUCCCACCUUUACCUGUUACAGUAACUCCUGAGGUUUAGGGUUUUUUCUGCCACUUCUCUCUCUCUCCCUCUCUCUCUCUCUCUCUCUCUGUCAGGUUUAACCAUGGAGGCUGUUGGUUCUCCCUCAGACCAAGCUGCAGAUUUACUGCAGAAGUUGGCAAUAGACCCGGGCACGAAAACAAUUCCCAGUCCUUCGAAUAAGGUGGCGCCCCUUCCUAACUCUGCCGGUGUUGCUGCUAAACCGAACCAGAAGUCUGAGGCCUCUCCACACAUCGAUGCAUCGGGUUACAUUCCUAAUGUUCAUCCAUCUACUGCAUAUUCUUAUGCUUUUGAUGUUUAUGGGCAUGGUAAUGACUGGAACAGCCACUCUUUGUACUUUACUGAUGAAGCAGCUGAGUCAUCACGAGGAGGAUCCCCUGUAUACCACCAAGGCUAUAGUUAUGUUCCGUAUGGGACUGUUGGACCGGAAGUCCACCAUUACCUUUAUCCCGGCCCUUACUACGCGCAUCAGGACUCUGGAAAUGGGCCUUAUGGCCCGGCUCAAGUCGGGAAUCCCCAGUGCAAAGGAAACACCGGGCCAUUAAGAUCAAAUUCAGAGUACAUGGCCUCAAAUUCUAAUGCGUAUUACAGAAAUGGAGGAAUGUACUCACCACUUUCUGGGGUUGAUGCAUCUGCUUUUUCUGAUACCCGUUUCAAUAGGGAAACAGGCCUCGGGUUUACUUCCUUACUAACGCCGGCAAAUAGUCUCCAUCCUUUUCCUAAUGUGAUGAGUUCGAAUAAGAUCUCGACAUCAGGAGGCUUAUGCAACAUCCCUGGGUUGUUAAACCAAAAUUAUCCAAACACUGCACUGUAUGGCCAGUAUAGAAACCCACUUUCUUCUGGAGCCGGGCCUUUUGGCUACGAUCAAAUGUCUCUCAGUUACAAACCAGCUGAAGCUAUCAGCAAGUACAGAGCUAGGUAUGUGAGUGAGAACACGGAUGGUCUCAAUGAACUGAACAGAGGCCCGAGGGUCAAAAUCCAAAACAUUCCUUUGAGCGAGAAUAACGAGGAGAUAUUUCCUUCUAUAUCGGACAAGGAAGAGUACAACAGGGAAGAUUUCCCCCAGGAGUAUAAUGAUGCGAAGUUUUUCGUGAUCAAGUCCUACAGUGAGGACGAUGUCCACAAGAGCAUUAAAUAUGGUAUGUGGACAAGCACUGGUACUGGCAAUAAGAAGCUUGAUGCAGCUUAUCGAGAAGCAAAGGAGAAGCCUAAUGGAUGCCCGGUGUUCUUAUUCUUCUCAGUCAACACUAGCGGGCAAUUCGUCGGAGUGGCUGAAAUGGUGGGUCCUGUUGAUUUCAAUCGGACCGUGGAGUACUGGCAGCAGGAUAAGUGGCAGGGAUGCUUUCCAGUGAAGUGGCACAUCAUAAAGGACGUACAGAACAGUUCUCUAAGGCAUAUAAAGCUUGGAAACAACGAGAACAAGCCAGUGACUAAUAGUAGGGACACUCAGGAGGUGGAAUUCGAGCAAGGGAUGGAAAUUCUUAAGAUCUUCAAGGAUGAUGAGGGGACAUCUUCAAUCCUAGAUGAUUUCAAGUUCUACGAGGAUCGUGAGAAAAAGAUGCUGGAAAAGAAAGCCAAGCAGGACAAAUCUCAGAAACAGGGAAAGUCUCUGUGGACCCUCUAAACAAUCAUACUCGCACUUGCUCUUUUACCAUACUGCAGAAUCUCCCCCCCCAGUUCGUGUUUGAGGGCAUCGAUGUAUCAUCAGAUUCAUCUGUUUCAGCAGAAAGUAAGUUUCCUUAGCAGAUUUAGGAGGUUAAGCUCACCAAAAAUGCAGCAUGGUUGCUAUAGAUGAAGAACUCCGCACGAAACUGACAUUCUACCUGUAAAGGAUUCCAUUUUUGUGGUGCAGCACUGUUAUAUAUAUACUAUAUAUAUCGAUACAUCGCCAGUUUGUUAUUCAUACCCUAAGGUACGUAGAAGAUGCGUCCUCGGGGUUUGGAGUGUGUGGGAAUUUAGCGACAUUGGAGUACACUACCUGACCUGAGAAUAUGAUAAAGUUCAAAAGCUAGGAAUCCAAUUUGGAAUGAAUAUUGGAGUAUGGAUGAUGGCUUUGUCAAGCAA